AUGAGGACAGUUAGAGGUAACUCAGAACACUUCCCAGUCAUGAUAGGUCAGCUUCAUGGAUUCGCUCUUAGCGCGUUUUUGUUUACUUGGGCGAUGGACGCACUGAUGCGUCACAUUCAAGGAGAGGUACCAUGGUGCAUGUUAUUUGUAGUUGAUAUUGUACUAAUUGAUGAGACGCUAAGCGGUGUUAACGCGAGGCUAGAGGUUUGGAGACAGACAUUGGAGUCGAAAGGUUUCAGGUUGAGCAUGACUAAGACAGAGUACUUGGGGUGCAAGUUCACUGACAUAAUACAUGUAACAGAUGAUGACGUGCGGCUUGAUACUCUAGUCAUCCCUAAGAGAGAAAGUUUCAAUUACCUAUGGUCGAUCAUCCAAGUUAAUAGUGAGAUUGAUGAUGAUGUCACACAUCGUAUUGGAGUGGGAUGA
Messenger RNA from Lycium barbarum (goji berry), 426 nucleotides. RefSeq lists its product as uncharacterized. The transcript has a single exon. The coding region runs from base 1 to 426 and encodes 141 amino acids. The record is from RefSeq and is a predicted model, not a curated record. NCBI's taxonomy places the organism in Eukaryota, Viridiplantae, Streptophyta, Magnoliopsida, Solanales, Solanaceae.